AAAUCCUAAGAGAAAAUUCUUUCUGCGCGCAAAUAAAUCGAUAGAUACUGUCCCUGGAAAAUGAAGGACCCCGGACUUCCUGCGCGAUUCCGCUCCUGAUUCUUCGUCGUCAUAAGCGCGAAAUCGUUCGAAAAUGAAUUCGGCACGUCGGACGUGUAAUACACGCCGUUCGCCGACACGUGGCCAGGAAAACAAUUUUUUGCCGGCGUUCUCCGACGAAGGUCUCGACUAUACGAAUAUGUGUACACGUAUACGUAUACAUGUAUACACACAGAUAUUCACACACACACACAUAUAUACGUGUAUUACAACACCGAUACGAGGUCCGGUAGCGAGGCGCCGAUGCGAGGAGCCCUCCUGAGCAAAGGGAUGACAAAAACCGGGUGAAUCGUUCUCGGUAUUCGCGUCGCGAUUGGUCGCCGGCUCCGCGGCCGGGCGCUUACCCCGAAAUUCGGGCCGAAUUCCGAGAAACCGAUUGUCGGACCCCUUGCACCCCGCUAACCCAGGUAACUCCCCUUUUACCACUGCCAUUACUUUGUUUACACCUCACACCGCGCCGCUGUCGCUCGUUCGUUCGUUCGCUCGCUCGCUCGCUCGCGCCGAUUACACAGGCGGGUUACAGCGCUGCCGCCGAUCGAGUUGGACGGCAGCAGCGGCGAGGACGAGGACCAGACCCGGGACGAAGAGACAGAGACCCACCGGCGGGACCAGAACCGCAGGCCCCGCGACUGGCCCGUCCUGAUAGAUUCGACAACAGUGCGUCAUCGUCGUCGUGCAGCGUCCCGACGUAGGUCGCGGCGGACUCGUCUCUCGUCGGCAGGAUGAGGCCCGACGAGAUGGUGGUGAAUAACGGCGAGCAACGCAGGGCGGCGGAGACGAUGUCGGAGACGUCGGAGGGCACCGCGACCACCAGCGUGUCCGGGAAGUCCGGCCUCGAGAGCCGCGAGGAGCUUCGCGAUCUCGCGGUCCUGCUGGGCAUCGGCGACCCUGAGGACCUGCACCAGGAGCGCUUCCGGGUGGAUCGUCGUAAGCUGGAACAGAUGCUUCUCGGUGAUGUCAAACCGGCGGAUACUUUCUUCCAUGGUGUUAUGGAAAGAACAAAUACUAUUGUUACGUGGCCAUCGCGAUUGAAGAUUGGAGCAAAGUCGAAGAAAGAUCCGCACAUAAAAGUCGCAGGACGACUAGAUGACGUACGGACAGCGAAAGAGAAGAUAAUGGAAGUUUUGGACACACGGCAAAGUAACAGAGUGACCAUGAAGCUGGACGUUAGCUACACCGACCAUUCGCAUAUCAUCGGCAAGGGCGGUUUGACAAUUAAGCGAGUGAUGGAGGAAACUGGCUGUCACAUCCAUUUCCCAGACAGUAACCGCAGCAAUCACCAGGAGAAGAGUAAUCAAGUAUCUAUAGCUGGUGAGAUGGAGAGCGUCGAACGCGCCCGCGCACGUGUUAGGACUCUAACACCUUUGAUGUUUACAUUCGAAAUGCCUAUAAUGAGCGCGUCGCAACCCGUGCCAGACCAGAACUCACCCCCCAUCGUAAAGAUACAAGAGAAGUACAAUGUACAAGUGAUGUAUCGCACGAGACCGAAGCUACACGCCACCCUAGUGAUCGUCAAAGGAUGUGAAUGGGAGGUUUCACAAGUCAAGGAGGCGACGGUUCAGCUAAUCCGUUAUUUGUGUAAAAAUCUAGCUAGUCAAAUCCAAGUACAAAUGUCAAUGGAGAUCUCACCUCAACAUCAUAGCAUUGUGCUAGGAAAACAGAGCAGCAAUCUGAAGGCAAUAAUGCAGCGUACCGCCACGCAAAUUAUGUUUCCCGAUGCUGGCGAUCCGAAUAUACCAAAUCUCAAAAAAAGCAACGUCACGAUUACUGGCGCUAUGCAUAAUGUUUACUUGGCUCGACAACAGUUAGUGGGCUCACUACCGUUAGUGCUCAUGUUCGAUCUACCGGAGGAUUCUAUGUCCGCUACCGUGGACACUGAAAAGAUCUCUCAACUCAUGCAAACCUUGGAUGUGUUUAUCAACGUUCGGCAUAAGCCGAAACAAAGCACGCUUUCCGUGAUUAUCAAGGGAAUCGAGAGGAACGCCACUAAUAUUUACGAAGCACGGAAACUGCUGUUGGGAUUGGACGAACCCAGAGUUCUUGCUGAGAUACCGGCUACAUAUCAUGUUCCGCAUGCCGACAAUGUUUUCCAUGGCAAUGCCAAUAAUAAUAAUGAUAUCGGCUCUAACAAUCUGAUGGCUGACGUGACCGAUAACUUUUCGAGUAUGUUGAAUGUAAACGCGCAGAAUCCGUCGUAUUGUAUGUCACCGAUUCCGCACUCGCCAAAUUCCAUGGCAGGAUUAUCGCAUUGGAACAUUGCUUCCCAUUAUAUGCCUAUGUGUCCGUAUCCCUAUCCUCAUUUGAAUCAUCUGCUGACGGCACAGCACAUGUUACACAACAACAUAAUGGGGACUUCCCACGGCGCCCAUGGAUUAACAAAUCAUAUGAUAUCUCCCGCUGUGAGAGCUUACCACUCUAAUGGUGUAUCGACCAAUUUUUCUAAUAUUCAUGGUCUCAACGCCAACCUAACAGAUAACAAAGAGGGUAGCAGUGCUUAUUCUUCGCUAAGCAGCGUCUCUAGCUCUCUAUCUAGUCCUGCUAUCAGUCCUCGCAACGUUUCGCCAGUCAAUCCUACAGAUACAAGUGCUAAUUUAUCGGAUUUAUCUAGCAUGCUAUCCGAAUUACCGGUCACCGAUCGACGUGCGCCUGGCUGCGAGAAAAAGACCCUGGAGUUAGCUGCGCAGCAACAUCUCACGCCCUUCGAUUACGAACAGAAGAAGUUACUAGCCACGAAAGCAGUGCAAAACAAGCCGAGUAACAGCGAUUUCCGCGUGCCGACGUCCGCGUGGUCUGGUUACGGCCUCAGCCAGAGUAUUCCGCAUAUAUCUACGAGUGACUUAAGCAAGGAACUGACACAUCCUUCAGAUUUGUGGAAGGAACCGACCACGCCGAUGUUCAGUACCGAGAUGGAUUUCGGUAAUAUUAUUCCGAGCAAGGAUCGCGUUGGACAAAUAGGGAUGGCCUCGAAUUAUAUAGACCACACACCGACCUCCCAUUUAAAUAAAAUCACGUCCUCGCAUCGUUUCAGUGACUUGGCUAGUAUGCUAGCCAGCAUCGGCUUGGAGAAAUAUAUACAUAUGAACAAACGAACGAGCCCGUUUUCCGGAAGCGCCGCGCCCGGUGCCGAACGGAAGGCCUCCUCGUUGUCGGCUUCGACAGACAAAUGCCUGGACACCAAAUGGUAAAAGAAAACUGAUCGCUCGCUAUUCGUUCCAAACGUGACGGCGUAUCAACGCUUUCGAAUUCGAUCGGCGAUACCGCCCAAAUUACGCAAAGUAAUAAGUACUUAAUAAUCCCGAUCGCGCAUCCGUAAUUUGCGGAUGUUCGGGCGGAACGAACGCGAAUUCACGAGAUUGAUGGAAAAAUAACUAUUUGGAACUAUCUAUAUCUGCAGAGUGACGCGAAAUGGAUAGCCAAAAUAGUUUGCAUGCUUGAUUGAUUUGAUUGCUUAAUCGGGAAAAGAAUUAAGAAGGAGAAAGUUAUUUUUGUGGCCGGGAACUGGCUGUAUUCUUUUUUUUCCUCAUUUUUUUCGCCGUUCUCGGCGCGCGCCCAAAAAAGGUGCCUUAGGAUCUAGGAUAGUCGUUAUUAUUUUCGCUGUCUUCGUUUGUUACACAAUUGUCCAAAAAAACGAUGGACGCGUCGUUUUUGUUUCAUCUUGCUGAUAAAUUUUUCGAAUCUUAUAUCGAUUUCGCGAUUUCAAUGAACGCUUCUAAACAAGCGUUCGCCAAUUAUUGGCGAAGAAUGCAUCAGAUAAAUUACGCUUAUAACGUUCGCGAAACGAAGCGCGUGUCCCAUUCGUUAUAUCGUGUAAUAGUUCGCUUGAUAAUUAGGAUGAUCCGUAACUGCGAGUGAAUGCGUGUAUAUAAGUGUGUAAGAAUGGACACAAAUGUUUCGAAUGAUAUCUACAAAAA
This is a messenger RNA of Nylanderia fulva, 4010 nucleotides long. It is a transcript of the gene BicC, whose product is annotated as protein bicaudal C. Lineage: Eukaryota; Metazoa; Arthropoda; Insecta; Hymenoptera; Formicidae. Gene Ontology annotation, molecular function: protein binding; RNA binding. Gene Ontology annotation, cellular component: cytoplasm. The record is from RefSeq and is a predicted model, not a curated record.